Messenger RNA from Sinocyclocheilus grahami, 308 nucleotides. Its product is annotated as receptor-type tyrosine-protein phosphatase delta. The annotation marks the transcript as partial. NCBI's taxonomy places the organism in Eukaryota, Metazoa, Chordata, Actinopteri, Cypriniformes, Cyprinidae. The transcript is spliced from 2 exons. The record is from RefSeq and is a predicted model, not a curated record.
GUCCUCCUCAGUUCACUCGGACACCCGUCGAUCAGAUAGGGGUUCAGGGGGGCGUGGCCUCCUUCGUAUGUCAAGCCACAGGAGAUCCACAGCCUAAAAUCACAUGGAGCAGAAAAGGCAAAAAAGUCACCAACCAGAGAUUUGAGGUGAUAGAGUCUGAGGAUGGUUCAGGGUCUGUGUUGCGAGUGCAGCCACUGCGGACCCCCCGUGAUGAGGCUGUGUAUGAAUGUGUGGCAUCUAACGAAGCAGGAGAGAUCAGCGCCUCCACCCGUCUUAGUGUUCUCCGCGGUAGGCACAGAUCUGACUAG